Diversispora eburnea is the source of this 690-nucleotide messenger RNA. Lineage: Eukaryota; Fungi; Glomeromycota; Glomeromycetes; Diversisporales; Diversisporaceae. The record is from the annotation of a GenBank genome assembly.
AUGUCUUCACAAUCAAAAAGUGUUAUCGUUACCGAAGUCGCAAGUUCUGUUUCGGAAAGAGCAGAAUUUGAACUUGUAAAAGAUGAAAAUAGUGAUAAACAAACUGCAUAUAUCACAUUCGAAAAAGAGAGUGGCGCAAAAACCGCACUAAUGCUUUCAAAUGCUGUGUUAGGUGAUUCCCAGAUCAUCGUCAAAUCUGCUGACGACACCUCCGACGACUCAUAUUCAGAUGAAGAUUCUACCAGUUCCAGAUCAAAGGCUGAUCUCCUUGCUGAGAUCUUAGCUGCCGGAUAUCAAUUGCAGGACACAAUUUUUGAGACAGGAUGUGAGUUAAAUGCCAAAUUUGGUGUUACCGCAAGUUUAUCCCAGUACCUUUCAACGUUACAAUCCAAGCUCCUAGAGUUAGAUGAAAAAUAUAAAUUGUCCGAAAAGGUUACUUCCAAGGCUCUGGAGCUUGACACUCAUUUUGCCAUUCAAGAUACAGUAAAAUCAUACGCUGCACAAGCACAAGGCAGAGCUGUCCAAGCAUUAGAAACCUCUCCGGGUAGAAUUGCCCAUGAUUUAUAUACGAAUACCUAUUCUCUUAUAGGUGAUAUUCAAAGUCAAGCUAGAAGGAUCGCCGAAGAGAAAAAAUUACGAUCAGGAUACAGUAUUAAUGAAAAUGUUAAUGGUGGUAUUCAAGCUCAUUGA